This is a messenger RNA of Gasterosteus aculeatus aculeatus (three-spined stickleback), 1985 nucleotides long. RefSeq names its product apelin receptor 2 (gene aplnr2). Gene Ontology annotation, biological process: G protein-coupled receptor signaling pathway; positive regulation of cytosolic calcium ion concentration; immune response. Gene Ontology annotation, molecular function: C-C chemokine binding; C-C chemokine receptor activity. Gene Ontology annotation, cellular component: membrane; external side of plasma membrane. The record is from RefSeq and is a predicted model, not a curated record. Lineage: Eukaryota; Metazoa; Chordata; Actinopteri; Perciformes; Gasterosteidae.
UCAGCCCGCUCAGUGCUGAUAUACAGAUGGAGAGAGACGCAGGGAGAAAGUAGAAUGAGCGGACAGGAUGAGAAGGAAGCUGCUGAGUUCUGCUCCACGACAAUCAUCCUCACCCCAUCAUCUCAGUGGCCGUUUCAUCAUCCAAGCCCGAGACCAUCCGAGUCUACGGACCGAGGAAGAAGUUCGGAGUUAGAUAAUCCACUCUGGGAAUGCGCAAACCGUGGUACCCUUGCAGGAGUUGGGAAUAAUUGUCUCGUGACACCACGCUGACCAAACGUCAGCUUUCCAGGAAAGUAUUUGGACUGCCAUUGAUUUUAAAAGGUGGCAAAGAGAUGGACGCACAGAUGUCAGAUGCAGACUUCUUCUCUCCCUCCUCUCCUACUACUUCUCCCCCUCCACCCUUCCACUGUGAUUACAGCGACUGGUCUCCCUCCUUCUCCAUCAUCCCCUCCGUCUACCUGCUGGCCUUCCUGGUUGGUUGCCUUGGCAACGGCCUGGUGCUGUGGGCCUACCUAGACCGCGCUGACGCGAGGGGAACUGGAAACCUCUGUUGCUCCGGCACAGUCAGAAGCCGCCCGAGGAACAUAAACAGCGCUGGUAGAUUUGCCCCCGGCUCAUUUCCUCAGAGGAAGACAGAAGGCCGUAGAUCCUCCUCUCCCCCCUUCGCCUCCCGUCCCUCCCGCUCUCUGACAGACUCUCUCAUAGCCAGCUUGGCGUUGGCUGACCUCUGCUUCCUCGUGACCCUCCCCCUGUGGGCCGCCUACACGGCGAUGGGUUACCACUGGCCUUUCGGGCAAGCGCUCUGCCAGAUCAGCAGCUUCCUCACUGCGCUCAACAUGUACGCCAGCGUGUUCAGCCUGAGCAUGCUUAGCGUGGAGCGCUACUGGGUUCUGACUGGACGCCGGCACUCCGGCCACCAGGCCCCGCGGAGGUGGCCCGGCAGAGCUUUGUGGAUCCUCGGAGGGGUGUGGGUUCUGGCGGGGGUGCUAGCUCUCCCUGGUCUGCUGCUGCGCUCCGUCAGGGAGCUGGAGGUGGACCCUGACUCUGAUUACGAUUGGCAGCUGGAGGCGGUUCAUCCCAGUACUGAUCCUGGAUCAGUCUUCCUCUCCUGCCAAAUGGAUUACUCCAUGCUGAUGGGAGCGGAGCUGGAGGAGAGCGACCGAGAGCAGGUGGAGAUGUGGUGGGCGGCCGCGUUGAGCGUCAAAUCGACUCUCAUCGGCUUCCUGCUUCCUCUUCUCAUCUUGCUGGUCUGCUACUGCUCAUUGGCCCAGCUCCUGAGCAGACAUUUUGGGCGGGGCCCUCGUCCUGACCGCAUGCGGCAGCGAAGACUCCUCAGGGUCAUCGUCACUUUAGUGUUGGCUUUCUUUCUGUGCUGGCUGCCUCUGCAUGUUAAUAAGACUGUCUCCAUGCUGCUGGAGUUGGGUUUGGUCCCUCACUCGUGCUCUUUGGAUCAGAUUUUACUGGCGGCUCAGCCUUACGUCACGUGUUUAGCUUACCUCAACUCCUGCCUUAACCCUGUGCUGUACGCUGCGUGUGACCCGUCGUUCAGGAAGAGAUGCAGCGGCGCUCUUCUCCUGCUGUGCCGGACGAGCAGGAGAGGAGAGGGAAGGGAAGGAGCGAAGGAUGAAGGAUCGAGAACACAGGAGGACACGGCGGAUAAGACAGAGGGAGAAGACCAGAUGCUGGGGCAGGUGGGAGCCGUAAAUGAUGAGACUCCAUAAAAUGAGAAAAAUUGGAUUGUUAAAAACAAUCAACCUAAGACGAAUGCCAAAAGUGGCCUGGAUUCAGAUGCUUGAAGAAUCUGUGUUAGAGGUCAAGAUUUUUCCAAAUAAACAUCCUUAUCAAAUUCCAAUCCACAGAUUUCCCACAGAAACAAUCCACAAAAAUGUUCUCAUGUCAUCUGAUCUGUUUCUAUAUUUUGUACUAGUAAAACACUCUGAGUUGUUUACUGACUUUUCUUGCACCGUUGUUUGUAUUUCUAUUAA